ACGUGAUCGCUCUCCCUCUUCGCGUCUGCAAACACCUCAGACGUGGUCAUGCCUGCAGGGGCGUCCCUCGCGGCGUUCAUCGUCACGACACUGGCUUUAGUAGUCCCAUGGUACUACUUCGUAUUAGGCAAACGGCCCAUAUCCACGGCCCCGCGCCUCACGCUAUUAACCAACAUCUUCGUCCUUCUCCACUCGCUGUACUACAUCUACCAACUCAUCGUCUGCCCUCCGACCAACAUAUUCAAGAGCCUCAGGCUUCCCUUGGCAACUCCUGUGGAUGUGAUGCGGAGCAUCUUGUUGCGGCAGUCAGACACGGGGGAGUUGCCUGCACAGCUCGAAACGCUCUUGAAGCAUCUGGGAUCGUUCGACGUCAAGACCUUCUAUGUCCGAUUCGGCCACGAGGUCGUGUCGGCGUGCGACUAUUGCCGGACAUUCGACGAGUUCGCGCUGUUUGCGCUGCCCAAGAUCCUAGCGGUGUAUAUCUACGCCGCAGCUACUAUCGGGAUCGUCACCAUUGUCGGAUCCGGCCACGAACGAUUCCGCACGCUCGCAGUCUCUGCCAUAGGCGGCGCGUUCUGUUUCGAGAUCUACUACAUUGCCACGGUGGCUGUCGAGUUCCCGAAGGACGAGCGGACGAGCGUCGUCUGGUGGCACGACAGACUGCUCCUCCUCCGGCGCCUGCUCUUCCUCGCUCUCCCGCCCCUGAUCUCCGCCCUGCCGCGCGUCCACACCGCGAUCGCGCUCAGCCCGACAGCGACCGCCCUGCGCACCGCGGAGCUCGCGUUCACGCGCAUGAAGCUGCUGCGCCUGACGCGCGGCGCGAUCAUGCGCGCGCCCCUCCUGCGCGCGCGCGCCGAUGCGUGGUGGGCGGCGCAGGCGCAGGAGGGCACGUGGGUCCGCGAGGACGCCGCCGUGCAGGACAUGGCGCGGCGGCUGGGCACCGGGUUCGGUGACGAGGACGAGGACGAGGACGAUGGGUCGGGCUCGGAGAGCGGGGGUGCUGGCCCGCUGCGCGCUAAGGCGCAGGAGUCGGUCGCCUCGCUGGCUGCUGGGUAUGCUCCCAGCGAGUUCUGGAGGAUGGCUCCGUCGUGAGCUAUCGACUGUACUGUAGUACAUAAUACCAUUAUUGUACUCCCCCGCACCGUUUCUUUGCGUAUAUUAAGCCAGUGAGCCGAUCCGUCAUCCGAAUACACGUGCGGCGGAGAAUACAUACUCCCUGCGCGCUCUUUGCAUGCUGACUCAUGAGGUGUUUAUCGAAUGCGGUAUAUUUCGGAGAGGGAUCCUAUUCAGGGCGGUAUUUUGUAGAGGCGUGACAACAGCGGUCAAUAAUGGAGCAGACGUGCUCGAUAUAUUAGAGAGCUGCAGAGACAAGCACUUCCCCAGUUCAUCCAGAUCCAGAUCCAAUCCAAUCCAAUCCAAACCAGAUCGCGCACCAACCUUACAAUGCCCGCUACCGUCACCCAAACUUCCCCUUCGCAGAACUGCGGCGAUGCCCAGUGCGCCUGCGCCUCGUGCGCGUGCGAGGCGGGCAGCUGCGAGUGCGCUGCGGGGGGAUGCAAGUGCUGAGGUGCUCCGCCAGACGUGAACGCGCCACUUGCCCCAUCUCUGAACUUUGGGAGUCCUGGAAGGAGAACUUGAAGGGUCGUGCAGUUUGACUACAUGUAUGCAGGGAAGGUCUCAGUGUCAAAGUUCACGAUAUCCCAAUUUAAAGCUUAGAUGCUUGUGAGGAAUUU
Molecule: messenger RNA, 1733 nt
Organism: Mycena citricolor
Lineage: Eukaryota; Fungi; Basidiomycota; Agaricomycetes; Agaricales; Mycenaceae
Source: the annotation of a GenBank genome assembly